Chionomys nivalis (European snow vole) is the source of this 5083-nucleotide messenger RNA. RefSeq names its product serine/threonine kinase 10 (gene Stk10). The coding region runs from base 86 to 2992 and encodes 968 amino acids. Gene Ontology annotation, molecular function: ATP binding; protein serine/threonine kinase activity. The transcript is spliced from 19 exons. The record is from RefSeq and is a predicted model, not a curated record. Gene Ontology annotation, biological process: protein phosphorylation. Lineage: Eukaryota; Metazoa; Chordata; Mammalia; Rodentia; Cricetidae.
CGGUGGACGCACUCGGCCGGCGCUGCGCUGCGGGGAGGGCGGCUCUGCGAAGCCGCAAGUUCUCCGGCCGCGCUCCGGACCCAGCAUGGCUUUCGCUAAUUUCCGCCGCAUCUUGCGCUUAUCCACCUUCGAGAAGAGAAAGUCCCGUGAAUAUGAGCACGUCCGCCGGGACCUGGACCCCAACGACGUGUGGGAGAUUGUGGGCGAGCUGGGCGAUGGCGCCUUCGGCAAAGUCUACAAGGCCAAAAACAAGGAAACCGGUGCCUUGGCAGCCGCCAAAGUCAUCGAGACCAAGAGCGAGGAGGAGCUGGAAGACUACAUUGUGGAGAUUGAGAUCCUGGCCACCUGCGACCACCCAUACAUCGUGAAGCUCCUGGGAGCCUAUUACCAUGAUGGGAAGCUGUGGAUCAUGAUUGAGUUCUGCCCUGGGGGAGCUGUGGAUGCCAUCAUGCUGGAGCUGGACCGAGGCCUCACCGAGCCCCAGAUUCAGGUCGUAUGCCGCCAGAUGCUGGAGGCACUCAACUUCCUGCAUGGCAAGAGAAUCAUCCACCGUGACCUGAAAGCUGGCAAUGUGCUUAUGACCCUUGAGGGGGACAUCAGGCUGGCUGAUUUCGGUGUGUCUGCCAAGAACCUGAAAACUCUGCAGAAGCGAGAUUCCUUCAUAGGAACGCCCUACUGGAUGGCCCCUGAGGUGGUGCUCUGUGAGACCAUGAAGGACGCGCCCUAUGACUACAAGGCUGACAUCUGGUCCUUGGGCAUCACGCUGAUCGAGAUGGCACAGAUUGAACCCCCACACCACGAGCUCAACCCCAUGCGGGUCCUGCUCAAGAUUGCCAAGUCGGACCCUCCCACGUUGCUCACGCCCUCGAAGUGGUCUGUGGAGUUCCGAGACUUCCUGAAGAUAGCGUUGGAUAAGAACCCAGAGACCCGGCCCAGUGCCGCACAGCUGCUGGAGCAUCCCUUCGUCAGCAAUGUCACCAGUAACAAGGCUCUUCGGGAGCUGGUGGCUGAGGCAAAGGCCGAGGUGAUGGAGGAGAUCGAGGAUGCCAGGGAUGACGUCAGGGAUGAUGGAGAAGAGGAGGAUGCUGUGGAUGCCUCCUCGCCCCUGGCCAACCACACUCAGGACUCUGCUGGUGCAACUGAGCCAAGCCUCAACUCUGACAAGCCUCCCCAGGAUUCUUGUGUCACCCUGCCUCCCAGUCAGCCUCGGGAGCCUGUGAACGGUAGCCAACCCUCAGGGGAUGGGCCUCUCCAAACCGUCAGCCCUGUGGAUGUGAUCCCCAAGAGUGACAAUGACUUAAAGGUACCUGUUCCCCUCCGGAAGUCCCGACCAUUGUCCAUGGAUGCCAGAAUCCAUGUAGCCGAAGAGAAACAAGUCACUGGCCAGGCUGAGGACCCCAGUCCUGCAGCCAGCAAGUCCCAGAAGGCAAACCAGAGCCGCCCCAACAGCAGCGCCCUGGAGACCUUGGGUGGAGAGAAACUGGCCAAUGGUGGCCUGGAGCUCCCCAGCUCUGUAACUCCAAGCCAUGUUAAGAGGGCUUCAGACUGCAGCACUGUGUCUACCUCGGAGAGCAUGGACUAUAGCACCUCCCUGUCUGCUGACCUGUCACUGAAUAAAGAGACGGGCUCAUUGUCUCUCAAGGGCUCAAAACUGCACAACAAGACCCUGAAGCGGACCCGCAGGUUUGUAGUAGACGGUGUGGAGGUGAGCAUCACCACCUCCAAGAUCAUCAGCGAAGAUGAGAAGAAAGACGAGGAGAUGAGAUUUCUCAGGCGCCAGGAACUCCGAGAGCUUCGGCUUCUGCAGAAGGAAGAACAUCGGAACCAGACCCAGCUGAACAGCAAGCAUGAGAUGCAGCUGGAGCAAAUGCACAAACGUUUUGAACAAGAAAUCAACGCCAAGAAGAAAUUCUUUGACAUGGAGCUGGAGAACCUGGAGCGACAGCAGAAGCAGCAGGUGGAGAAGAUGGAGCAGGAUCACAGUGUGCGCCGGAGGGAUGAGGCCAAGAGGAUUCGCUUGGAGCAGGAUCGAGACUACGCCAAGUUCCAGGAGCAGCUCAAGCAGAUGAAGAAGGAGGUGAAGAACGAGGUUGAGAAACUGCCCCGGCAGCAGCGGAAAGAGAGCAUGAAGCAGAAGAUGGAAGAACACUCACAGAAGAAGCAGCUGCUCGACAGAGACUUUGUAGCCAAGCAGAAGGAGGACCUGGAGCUGGCCAUGAAGAAGCUCACCAUAGAAAACAGACAUGAGAUCUGUGACAAGGAGCGAGAGUGCCUCAGCAAGAAGCAGGAGCUCCUCCGAGAGCGUGAGGCAGCCCUGUGGGAGAUGGAGGAGCACCAGUUGCAAGAGCGGCAUCAGCUGGUGAAGCAGCAGCUUAAGGACCAGUACUUCCUGCAGCGGCAUGACCUGCUGCGCAAGCACGAGAAGGAACGGGAGCAGAUGCAGCGCUACAACCAGCGUAUGAUGGAGCAGCUGAAAAUUAGACAGCAGCAGGAGAAGGCGCGGCUCCCCAAGAUCCAGAGGAGUGACGGCAAGACACGCAUGGCCAUGUACAAGAAGAGCCUGCACAUCAAUGGCGCAGGCAGUGCCUCCGAGCAGCGCGAGAAGAUCAAGCAGUUCUCCCAGCAGGAGGAGAAGAGGCAGAAGGCAGAGAGGUUGCAGCAGCAGCAGAAACACGAGAACCAGAUGCGGGACAUGGUGGCCCAGUGCGAGAGCAACAUGAGCGAGCUGCAGCAGCUGCAGAAUGAAAAGUGUCACCUGCUGGUAGAACAUGAAACCCAGAAGUUGAAGGCCCUGGAUGAGAGUCAUAACCAGAGCCUGAAGGAAUGGCGGGACAAGCUGCGGCCGCGUAAGAAGGCCCUGGAAGAGGAUUUGAACCAGAAGAAGCGGGAACAGGAAAUGUUCUUCAAACUGAGUGAGGAGGCGGAACCCGGACCCACCACGCCCAAUAGAGCCAGCAAGUUCUUCCCUUACAGCUCUGGGGACUCUUCCUAAUACCCCCAUCUCUGAGCUGUGGUGGGCGAUGUGACAGCAUGACCACUGGGGCCUCCAAGCCUCUAUGAACAAGUCACUCAGGACCUCUUUUGCUUCUGUGCCUGCUCGAACCAGCCCCUCAGCCUGCAGUGCCCCAGUUGUCCACAGAGCUGCCCCGGUGCUUCUGGUGGAUGACUUCGUCGAGACUCACAUUCCCAUCACCUGAAAGUGAUUUGGGCUCUUGGGGGUCAGGGAGCAGGCGUGAUGGGUGUGCCCCCUCCUGUUUGCCAAAACACCAGCUCUACUGUUUGUGAGCAUAAGUACUACCAAUGACGUCACCGUGAACGCAUCCUUAUUGUAAUCCUUAAAUCGUGCCCCCCCCCCGCCCCACCGCAGUUCCUCUCAGUGUCCGAAAGCAUCCCUAACAGCCAUUUCAGUCCCUAGCAGCCAGCUUUCAGGGGCGUCCUCAUUCCCCUGCUUCAGCCAGCUCACUUGGUGCUUGACGCCAGGCGCUGUGUAUGUGGGGGUCGGAAUAGAGGAAGGGAAACCAGAAAUGUUCACCCUGCUGGGCACACACACACACACACAAACACACACAUGUACACACGCAUGCGACUUGGCCUCCUGACACCACCCUGACUGCCUCUGCCCUGGCCUCCUAUGGAACCUGCUUGCUGCCUCCUGAGCCUGAUCCUGGGCCACCAAGCAUGGCAGGUGGAGCAGCUGGUGGGGCCAUGCUGUGUGCUGGCACCAGGGCCCAGAGAAGGCACAGGCUGUACUGCCAGCUUGCAACUCAUUUGGCUGCACCCAGGAUCCUGUGUUCAGGAGUAAACGCCUCUCCACAGCCAACUUCUGCUGCCUGGCACAUGCCAACUUCACCCUCGCCCGCUUGUCUGCAGGUACCCUGGGAAGGCUCUCGGCCUUUGCCCUGGUCCCGUCCUGGGGUCCCAUCAUACAUUUCAGCUAAGCCUCGUGAGCCCUUGGACUUCCUUCUUCCCACUCCCAGGAACAUGCAGAAGCAAAGAUACUGAGCCUCUGUGGUUCUGGGCCUUGGGUGGCUCAGGUGGCCUUCUGAGAUGCUGAGCUCCACAGGCCACCGUGUGUCACAACCUAGAAGAUCAACUGUCCACCCAGCCUGUGUUCACUGAUAAAACAAACCUCUCUUGACUCUGAUGCCUCUGUGCUCUAUUAAAGCAGAUGUAAAUGGCUGGCUGCCUCAGGAAGACACUUUAAAAAGUCACUUCCCAGUGCUGCUGCUGCUGCUGCCGCCGCCGCCGACUCAGGCAGCUGAGGCUGGUGAGGGGCUCAGACCUCAGCAGGAUUUCUCCAUCAGCUGCCUGAUGCUGAGGCAAUUCCCUGGAUGCUAACUGGGUGCCUAGGAGGGACUGGGCUAGAAAGAUAGGAAAACAGGGCUUAGGGCUCCCCGAUCUCGUGUGCGGUAAAGGAACUCAGAGAGUCCAGGAAGGCGAUAGUUCUCAGGGUAGCGAACAGCAGCUUGCCUUCGGGUCUCACACUGGGGGGUCGUGAGGAACAGUUGACUUUGUUCUCUCUGGUGCACGGUGACUGAGAAAACAAAACUGCGCACACCUGCAGGACCCGGCGAUGGAAGUGGGCAGGGCUGCUUCUGUCAUUGUUUACAAUCGGUUUGUUUUUUUUUUUUCUUCUUUUUUUUUGGCGUCCAGGGGUGGCUCUAUUAGGCAAAAUUCCAGUUUUGUGGUUCAGGUAAAGGCUUUGGUCAUUUCCUGACUUAUCCUUCAUACUAUCCUCCUGGUCCUUUGUGCGAUUGUCACUUCCAUAUUUAGUGCCACCUGAGCCCUGGUUGCUCUACUGUGCCUUUUUGAGUGGGGUCUAGCCUAGUCUCCCAGCCUUAUCAUUUAGCAUAUGUGCAAUGCCUGCUGCCGACAAGGCCCAUGCAGUAUUCCUCAUGCCCCGUGCUAAUGUUCUCUGUAUAGGGACAGGCAGAGAUGUCUUCGGCCGAGUAAAUGUAACUAACUUAUAUUUCCCCUCAUGAAGGAUAGAUGUAAUGUGUCAUUUCCAACUGCCGUGUAAAAUUUUUGUAAACUGUUCUUUGCAAACAAAAAAAAAUGUAAAUAUGCUUCUAAUAAAAUAACA